AUGGCCACGAACGGCACGAACGGAGCACAUGCCAACGGCACACUGUUCACCCCCUCAAAAUACCCCCCUUUCCCCAAGGAUGUCCCCAGUGUGAAGCUAGAAACAUUCUCCCUCGCCCAGCUAGAGAAAGGCGACAAGGUGCUCGAAGACAAAAUAUUCGAGACAUGCAAGGAGCGCGGCUUUUUCUACCUCGACCUGAACGGAAGUCAGGUCGACUCCAUGGGGCAGGACUGUGACGACAUUGCCAGGCUGGCAGAGAAAGUGUUCAAGCUACCGCAGGAGGUCAAGGACCAGUAUGCAGUUACGGAUAAUAUUUUUGGAUUCAAGAGGGUUGGAGCAACCAAGACCGACGCAAAAGGAACACCCGACACCGCCGGCUUCUUGAACAUCGCAAAGGACCGCAUCCUUGAGAACACAGACCGGUGGGAGUACCCACAAUUAGUUCUGGACCACAAGCCCCUCCUGGCGCGGUACAUGCGCAACGCCCACGGCACAGGCCUGAAGGUCCUCUCCAUCCUCGCCGCCCGGCUCGGCCUGCCCGCCGACGGGUUCGACAAGUACCACCGGCUGACGGAGGAGUCGGGCGACCACGUGCGCAUGACGCACGGCCCGCCGCGCAAGUCGGCCGAGCUGCCCGAGAUCCAGACGCCCGGCCACACCGACUUCGGCACCAUCACCAUACUCUUCAAUUGGCUCGGCGGCCUGCAGGUGUGGUCCGACCCGUCGCGCGGCUACUUCGGCAACGUCGUCGACCCGGAGAGCACGGCUGGCCCGGGCGGCAGUGAGCAGGGCGAGGCGCCCCGGUGGCUGUGGGUCCAGCCGCCGCCGCCGAACCACGCCAUCGUCAACCUGGGCGACGCGGCUGUCAAGUGGACGGGCGGGGUGCUGUGCUCUGGUAGGCAUCGGGUCGUGCCUGCUCCGGGUGAGCAAGGGAAGUUCGACCGGUACAGCAUUGUCUACUUUGUUCGGCCAGAGGAUAGUGCGGUUUUGAAGAGGCUGCAGGCGCCCGGUAUCCCGAAGCUGGAGCCGGGGGAGAAGGAGGAGGAGAUCACGGCCAAGGAAUGGAUCCUCCAGCAAGCCAGGGGACUGGGGCAGCAGCUUGCUACAAAUUGA
Messenger RNA from Diaporthe amygdali, 1113 nucleotides. Its product is annotated as 2og-fe oxygenase. Bases 1 to 1113 code for a protein of 370 amino acids. Lineage: Eukaryota; Fungi; Ascomycota; Sordariomycetes; Diaporthales; Diaporthaceae. The record is from RefSeq and is a predicted model, not a curated record. The transcript is spliced from 2 exons. Gene Ontology annotation, molecular function: dioxygenase activity.